Bactrocera dorsalis (oriental fruit fly) is the source of this 958-nucleotide messenger RNA. Its product is annotated as transcription initiation factor TFIID subunit 4. Bases 105 to 848 code for a protein of 247 amino acids. The record is from RefSeq and is a predicted model, not a curated record. Lineage: Eukaryota; Metazoa; Arthropoda; Insecta; Diptera; Tephritidae. The transcript has a single exon.
UAUUACUCGGCCGCAACACACACGAAGCGAAUAUAAAAGGUUUUAAGGUUUCGAAGUAAUAUUUGAAUAAAAAGACAGAGCAAAGGCAACAACACAAAAGAGGGAUGCGUGGACACAUUGGAGGUGGAUUUAGACCCGCGCCUGGACCGGCCAGAAUGAAUAUGGCAAUGCGACCGUCCGCCAUGCGCAUGGGUGGUCCCGGACCAGUGAGGACUGGAAUGAGUGGACCCGCUCCAGCCUAUGCCGGUCGUCCAGCAGGCGGCCCUGGUCCAGCAAGGGUUGGUAUGGGUGGACCCGGCGGUCCGGGCGGUCCGGGACCCGGACCAGCACGACCACCGCCCGCAGCUGGACUUACGCAAGUGAACGUGAAUGUGAAUGCACCACGACGUCCUGUGGUAAACGAGGUUGUUGUAGUAGGCGGUGCGCCACCGUUACUGCCAGCUGCCGGCAUGAUGUUGGGCGCAUCAAUGGUUGCUGGUGCAGCGAUGGGUGCAGUGGCCGCCUCGGCUAUGAGUGGGCCCGUCAUUGUAAAUGCACCACCGCCGCAACCAUCGACGGUGAUUGUUAACACGCCGGGUGUGCAACAGCCACAGGGAGCCUCGACUGUGGUGGUGAAUUCAGCGUCAACAGCGGUACCUAGUUCUAAUGUGAUGGUCAAUUCGGGCAUGGGCGGGGCAGCGCCCUCAACGACAGUAGUGAUGGAGGGUGGUGGUCAAAGAAUGCAGCAACAACAGCCAACAACUGUGGUGGUUGAGAAUGGUGGUAUGCAACAGCAGCCAACGACCAUCGUAACGGAGACCGUGGUAAUACCACCGAAGCGUAAUAAUUGCUGUUGUGUGAUCUUAUGAUGUUGAGUAUGAACAAGGAGUAGUGCUAAGAUAUCUGGUGUGAAGAAAACUGACUUAAUUAGAGUAUAAUACAUAAACAUGCGUUGGAUUUAAACAAAUGCUUAAACUUG